AUGUACACUGAUCAUCGGGGGAAUGAUGAUCAGUGUGGCCCCAGAAGUGCCACCUGUCAGUGUCUGUCAGUGCUGAACAGUGCCACGUGCUAGUGCCCAUCAAUGCCACAUAUCAGUGCCCAUCUGAGCUGCCUUUCAGUGUCACCUAUCAGUGCCAGUCAUUGCCGCCUAUCAGUGCCAGUCAGUGCCGCCUAUCAGUGCCCGUCAGUGCCGCCUAUCAGUGCUGCUUUUCAGUGCCCAUUAGUGAUGCCUGUCAAUGCCCAUCAGUGCCACCUACCAGUGCCUCCUCAUCAGUGCCACCUAUCAGUGUCCAUCAGUGCAGCCUAUCAGUGCCCAUCACUGCAGCCUCAUUAGCGCACAUCAGUGAAGGAGAAAAAUCACUUAUUUACAAAUUUUACAA
This is a messenger RNA of Staurois parvus, 400 nucleotides long. Lineage: Eukaryota; Metazoa; Chordata; Amphibia; Anura; Ranidae. The record is from the annotation of a GenBank genome assembly.